UGAAUGCAUGAUAUUUUAAUCUGUGUGCACUAUAAAUCAUUCCCUAAUGCAUUGUAAACAUUGAUAGGAGCCGAACGCGGUUGCACAAUUUAAUUACGUACUUUCGUGUACGUAAGUGUAAUCGAAUCGGUUGACAAAACUUAUGGGAUAAGAAAGAAUGCUGUGUGUUGUGUAAGUUUACUCUGUUCAACUCCUAUAAUUAUCUAUUAACAUGUAAAUACAAAUUAUACACUAAAUUAGCAAGUGAUUAGAAAUAAGAAAUUACAAGAUUAUAAUCGAGAUUAUUUUGCAUGGGGAUUUCUUUGAAAAAUUGCAUUAAUUCUAUAUCGUAUAAAAUAAAUAGAAAAUUAAAAUUGUUUAAAUAGACAAAUAAACGCCUGUUUAUAUUUCACUUCAACAAUUUCCAAAAAAAAAAUUUUGAAAGAUAUAUUGACCAAGUUGGACACAGUGAGAAAUUCAUGCUCUCAAAUGUUCGUAUGCUACAGUAGCAUGAAAAAACUAUUCAAAGUAUUCGCGCGCUUUAAUCAUCUAGGUGGCAGUGACGAUCGACGCAUAACCACUGCAUGGCAGACAGCACUCAGCAGUGCAUAUAAUACAGUUAAGUUCCUUCACGCUUAAGGUUAAGUUGUUAUACACGCAGCCGUAAUUCGUACUUGGUUUGGUGCGCCCAUGAUCUGACUUCUACAUCCACGUGCGAGUUUAUGACAGUCGUCGGUAGCGUUCAACUACCAACAUGUACAUGUGCUUUACAUUUUGACUGAUAGUGUAACUGACAGACUCUUUGAAAAACGAUUUUUUAUACAGUGAAUACAACAAACAGAACAUAUUUUUUAACCAUGUGUGUCGAGCAAGCACCACCGGCCAAAAAAAGAAAACUUGACGAGGAUCGAAAGAGUUUACCAGUUUUUAGGUUAAGGAAAAAAUUGCUGGCACAAAUUAAUAAAAACGAUACAUUAAUUGUUGUUGGAGAAACCGGUAGUGGAAAAACUACUCAAAUUCCACAAUUUCUCUUACAAGCUGGUUUAGCAAAAAAAAAGAUUGCCAUAACUCAACCAAGACGAGUUGCUGCUGUCAGUGUUGCUAGAAGGGUAGCUCAGGAGCUAAAUACUGAACCUGGAAAACUCGUUGGAUGGUCUGUUAGAUUUGAAGAUGUGACUUCUUCAGAAACUAGAAUCAAGUAUUUAACUGAUGGUAUGAUGAUGAGAGAAGCUAUGUCAAACAACCAACUAUCAGAAUACUCUGUAAUAAUCUUGGAUGAAGCCCAUGAAAGAUCAGUUCAAACUGAUGUAUUGCUUGGUGUUGUCAAAAGAGCACAAAAACUAAGAUUUGCCAAAAAAAUGCCACCAUUAAAAAUCAUAGUCAUGUCUGCUACUAUGGAUGUUGACAAAUUUACAACAUAUUUUCAAGCACCUGCAGUUUAUCUUGAAGGACGACAGCAUCCAGUAAAAAUAUUUCAUGCUAAAACAACUCAAGAUGAUUAUGCAUUUUCUGCUUUAGCAACCGUUUUUCAAGUACACAGAAACACUCCACCAAAUGAAGACAUACUGGUAUUUUUAACUGGUCAAGAAGAGAUUGAAGCUGCUGUUACAGCAGCAAAAAAAGCAGCUAAACAAUUAGAAGGAAAAGGUUAUCCUGGAUUGAAAAUAUUUCCCCUUUAUUCUGCACUGCCAACAUAUCAACAAUUAGAGGCAUUCAAGCCUUCCCAACCAGGAAUGAGAAAGAUUAUUUUUUCUACGAAUGUUGCAGAGACAUCUGUAACCAUAGGAGGAAUUCGAACUGUUAUUGAUACUGGUGUUGUAAAACAACGUACUCACAAUCCACACACAGGAUUUGAUGUAUUAAAAGUUGAAAAAGUUUCAAAAGCACAAGCUUUUCAAAGACUAGGUCGUGCUGGUCGGGAAGCACCAGGAGUAUGUUAUAGAACUUAUACUGAAUCAGAAUUUGAAAAGUUUAAAGAAAUGCCUAUUCCAGAAAUCCAAAGGAGCUCAUUAUCUGGCGUAGCUUUAUCACUUUUAGCAAUAAAAAUCGAUAUUACUAAAUUUAAUUUCAUGGAUAAACCACCUCAAGAAGCAAUAGAAAAUGCUAUGUUUUGUCUAGAAAAAUUAGGGGCUGUAUCUGGUACACCAUUUCAGUUAACCGAUCUUGGUAGAAAAAUGGCUCUAUUCCCAUUAGAUCCAAGAUUUACAAAAGUGAUAUUUGCUUCAGCUGAGCAGAACUGCUUGGAAGAAGCACUAUCUGUGAUAGCUCUUUUAUCUGGAGAAAAUGUUUUUGUUGAUCCCCCAUCAAAACGAGAAGAAGCUUUGAGAGCUCGGUCAAGAUUUGGAUCAGAUGAAGGUGACCAUGUUAUGCUACUCAAUGUAUAUAGAGGAUACUUGCAAGCAAAAAAUAAGAAGAACUAUUGUCAUGAAAACUUUUUACACCACAGAAAUCUUGAAUAUGCCCUUAAUGUAAGACAACAACUAGUCACUGUAACUGAACGUGCAAAGCUAGAAAUGAGCUCUUGUGGAAAAAAUACUGAAAAUCUCAGGAGAGCUCUUCUUGAAGGUUUGAGUGAUAAUUUGGCUGAGUUGCAGAGAGAUCAGACAUAUAUUUCGGUAACAACAAGACAACCAGUAGCCAUUCAUCCAUCAUCCAUACUCAAUGGAACAUAUCCUAAGUUAGUUUUAUAUACAGAAGUUGUUCUUACUGGAAAGUGUUAUAUCAGAGGUCUUUCAGUCAUAGAUCCUUCAUGGCUAGUAGAAAAAAGUGCAACAAAAAAGGCAAGGAGAGAGUAAUAAAUUAUGUCUACAUAAAAUGUACAUAUUUGCGUUUUUUAGUUUAGAAUUAAUUGUUAAUAAUUCAUUAGACUUCACAAUUUAUGAAUUAUUUCAUAUUUUUUCAAUAUUUGUACAUUUAUUCCUAUGUUAAGCUAUUUUCCUGUGAAUUAAUUGUACAGCAACAUGUUAAUAAAAAUUUAAAAUUUAAAAAUUAUUAAAAAUUAAUAAUAAAAA
Molecule: messenger RNA, 2990 nt
Organism: Trichogramma pretiosum
Lineage: Eukaryota; Metazoa; Arthropoda; Insecta; Hymenoptera; Trichogrammatidae
Product: putative ATP-dependent RNA helicase DHX33
Exons: 6
Coding region: 837-2774 (645 amino acids)
Biological process (GO): positive regulation of transcription by RNA polymerase I
Cellular component (GO): intracellular anatomical structure; nucleolus
Molecular function (GO): ATP binding; RNA binding
Source: RefSeq, a predicted model, not a curated record